AUGGAUCUCAUUAAUAGUAGCUCAGAUUCUAACUCAUCAUCAGAAGAUAGUUUUGAUGAAGAGCUGCUGUUAUUGGAUGAUGAGCAGGAACGUAUAGAAGUGCACAAAGUAAAAAAUUUUUGUGAUACAAUUUUUGGAAUGCAUGAUAAAACAUUUAAAUCACAUUUUCGUCUCACAAGAGGUUCUUUUGAGGUUGUCAGAAGUGCAGUUGGUCCUAUGCUUGAAUCUAAUUAUAAUAAUGGAGGUCAUCCUAAUGUAUCUUUGGAAAAAGCAAUAUUAUCAACUCUGUGGUUACUGGCAAAUCAAGAUUCUUUUCGGGAAGUUAGCAAUCUAUUUAACUUAAGCCCAAGUACUGUACAUAAAGUAUUUUAUGAUGUAUGCAAUGCUUUGUGUAAUAUGAUAAAUGAACAUUUAUACUGGCCAAAUCAGACAGAGUUCCAAAAUAUAAGGCAAGAGUUUAACGAGCUCAGAGGACCAAAUGAUUUCCCAGACGUGGUAUGUACAGUUGAUGGAAUGCAUAUAGAAAUUCCAGCUCCGAGAAUUGAUGCUAUGAGUUAUUAUAAUCGAAAAGGAUUCCAUUCGAUUAUUUUAUAUUAUUGCAUCCAACUGAAUUCGCUAUAA
Molecule: messenger RNA, 621 nt
Organism: Nylanderia fulva
Lineage: Eukaryota; Metazoa; Arthropoda; Insecta; Hymenoptera; Formicidae
Source: RefSeq, a predicted model, not a curated record